Messenger RNA from Exophiala viscosa, 1887 nucleotides. RefSeq names its product 4-coumarate-CoA ligase. Gene Ontology annotation, biological process: secondary metabolic process. The record is from RefSeq and is a predicted model, not a curated record. NCBI's taxonomy places the organism in Eukaryota, Fungi, Ascomycota, Eurotiomycetes, Chaetothyriales, Herpotrichiellaceae. Bases 108 to 1763 code for a protein of 551 amino acids. Gene Ontology annotation, molecular function: CoA-ligase activity. The transcript has 3 exons.
AGAGUUGGGCUGGACGGCCGCGAUUUUGUGAUUCUCCAGACAUUCGUCGCAUUGGUUGGUUUUGGAGUAGCUCAACCCCGGUUUCUUGUGCCACCGCGCAGCCCAAUAUGCCUACAGCGUCGUCAUUUCCAGAGAUACAAAUCCCCAAUGUCGACCUCUGGGGGCUCAUGUUUGAGCAGCCUCGAGACUUUCCUGACACAAAAGUGAUAUAUCGCACCGUUGAUUCUUCUCGUCAAUAUACAUGGGCCGAGGUCAAGGAAGCUGCGACAGAUUUUGGUGGUGGCCUCCGAAAUCUAUGGGACUGGCAGAAGGGCGAUGUGCUAAACAUCUUUGCACCCAACGAUAUUGACUUCGCCGCCAUUGUGUACGGAGUCUUCUUUGCUGGAGGCAUCGUAUCUCCAGCCAACCCAGCAUAUUCGGCGGACGAGCUGUCCUUUCAGCUAUCCAAUUCCAAUUCUCAGGCAAUUGUUACGACCAAGGAUUUCCUGCCGACAGCGUUGAAAGCCGCCGAAAGGUCCAACAUUCCCGCAGAUCGUGUUAUACUGCUUGGGACCGGGCGGGAUCCCACCCACAGACACAAACACUGGACCAAUAUCCGCAAGACGAGUGGUGCCACUAGGUACAGGCGACGAAAGCUGGAUUCGGACAAUGAUUUGGCAUUUCUGGUGUAUAGCUCGGGCACUACCGGUCUUCCCAAAGGCGUUAUGCUAAGCCACCGCAACGUCGUUUCGGACCUGCUGCUGAUCAAGGGAGCAGUUGGGAAAUGGUACUCGAGCGGCAAUGACAAGAUUCUUGGGGUGUUGCCGUUCUUUCAUAUCUACGGACUGACAGGAUUAGUGCAGCAACCUUUACACAGAGGCAUUGAGCUUGUGGUGAUGCCAGCAUUCACCCUUGAGGUGUUCUUGAAGGCCAUCGAAGAGCACAAGAUUACGUUCAUCUAUGUUGCGCCUCCAGUAAUUGUGCGACUGGCGCGGGACAAAAUGGUGGACAAGUACAACCUCAGCAGUGUCAGAAUGAUCACAAGUGGCGCUGCGCCUUUGACGCGAGAACUGGUUGAUGCCCUACACAAGAGGCUGAACAUCAAGAUCAACCAGGCUUAUGGGCUCAGCGAGACGAGUCCCAUGACCCAUACACAGCCUUGGGAUGAAUGGUAUAACUCAGUUGGAAGUGUCGGCAAAAUGUUCCCCAAUAUGACAGCCAAGUAUAUGUCUCCAGACGGCGAAGAACUCGGGCCUGGCGAGAUUGGAGAACUAUGGCUUGCUGGCCCAAAUAUUUUCAAGGGAUACUGGAAGAAUGAAUCAGCGACAAAAGAUGCAAUAACGCCCGACAAGUACUUCAAGACAGGUGAUGUUGGUUUCCAGGACAAAGAUCACAAUUUCUACAUCACCGAUCGAGUCAAGGAGCUCAUCAAGUACAAGGGCUUUCAAGUCCCACCCGCGGAAUUGGAAGGUAAACUCAUGGACCAUCCUGGCAUCGACGAUGUAGCUGUGAUCGGGGUGUACGAUGACCAUAUGCAUACAGAAGUGCCUAGGGCUUAUGUGGUCGCCAGUCAGGACAAGGCUAGUGAAAAGGACGCGGAUGAAAUUGUCCAGUGGCUGCAAGGCAAAGUCGCCAAUCACAAGAGACUCCGGGGAGGCGUGCGCUUCAUCGACGAGAUUCCAAAAAGCGCAGCAGGCAAGAUCUUGCGGCGAAUACUGAAAGAUAAGGCAAAGGAAGAAGAAUCGUCGAACAAGGAUGGACGGCAGGUCAAGGCCAAAUUGUGACCUCGUACCGAUAUCUGUUGGCUUGGGUUCUGGUACGGGCAUCCCUAGCGUGGCAUCCUUCUUCGCAAAGGCAUCGAUAGCUCCUUUGUUGUCUGCUGCUGCAUGGUUUGGUCUGAGAAUGCAG